AUGUAUAAAUCAUAUAAUGAAACUGUUGAAAUGACAAAUAAAUUCAUUGAACAAGGGAUUGUAAAAACAAGAGAAGAAAUUAGAAAUUUAAUUGGUUCAUUUAUAGAACCAACAAAUUUAACAUACCAUUCUAAUAAUCAAAUAUAUGAAAUAUUUAAACAACUUCAUAAUCAAUAUCCUAAAUUAACAAAACUUGAUGUUAUUGGAAAAAGUGUUAAAGGACAAGAUUUAUUUGUUAUUGUUAUAUCAAAAUAUCCAAAUUAUCAUGAACCUGGAGUACCAGAAAUAAAAUAUGUUGCGAAUAUGCAUGGUAAUGAAGUUACUGGUAGAGAAUUACUUCUCGAAUUUGCUAAAGCUCUUCUAAUUAAUUAUGGUAAAAAUUUAUACAUAACAAAUCUUGUUGAUACAACAAGAAUUCAUAUUAUGCCAACAAUGAAUCCUGAUGGUUUUGAUAAAUCACAAAUGGGUUUAUUUAAUGUUAAUGAUGAUGGUUUUAUUAAUGGUAGAGAAAAUGCCAAUAAUGUUGAUUUGAAUAGAAAUUUUCCAUCUAGAAAUAAGAUUUAUCGUAAUUAUAAAAUAGAACCUGAAACACAAGCAAUCAUAGAUUGGACAUUAAAAAAUCCUUUUGUUAUAUCAGCAAAUUUUCAUGGUGGUACAAGAGUAGUAAAUUAUCCAUUUGAUGAUGAUGAGAAUCCCUAUACUGAUCAUGGAAUUUUUUCAAAAACAAAUGAUCAUGAAAUAUUUGUAAAACUUGCCUAUACAUAUGCACGUAGUCAUUCAGAAAUGUGGAAAGAAGGUGGAAGAUGUGAAGAUCCAGCAUUUAAUGAUCCAUCAGAUACAUCAUUAGGUAUUGUAAAUGGAGCAGAAUGGUAUGAAGUACAUGGAGGUAUGCAAGAUUGGAAUUACAAUUUUGCUAAUUGUUUUGAAGUAACUGUUGAAGUUAAUUGUAUUAAAUAUCCUCCACAGGAUCAUUUAAAAGGAAUAUGGGAUGAUAACAAAUAUUCUCUUUUUUCAUAUCUUUCACAGGUACAUAAUACAAUUCAUGGAUUUGUUUUUGAUGAAGUAACUGGUAAACCAAUAGAAGGUGCUACUGUUGGUAUUAAUGAUAUGACAAAAAUUGUACAAACAUAUAUAUAUGGAGAUUAUUGGAGAUUAGUUAAUCCUGGUACUUAUCAAAUUACAUUUGAUCAUCCUUUAUAUGAUACACUUGUAAAACAAGUUACAAUAACACCAGAAGAUCCUCAAAAAUAUGUUAAUGUUUCAAUGACACCAAUAAAAAAUGGUAAAAUAAAGAUGAAAGAUGAGGUAUUGGGUGAUAAAAAUUCAUCAGAUACAAUUUUAUCAAAAAAUAGAUUUUAUGUGAAUAAUGGUGGUUUUAAAUUUCAAAAUAUUUCCACCAAAAUUCAUUUGAUCUCUUUCUUGAUCUUGUCAUAUAUAUUGAGCAAUUAA
Molecule: messenger RNA, 1449 nt
Organism: Strongyloides ratti
Lineage: Eukaryota; Metazoa; Nematoda; Chromadorea; Rhabditida; Strongyloididae
Product: Carboxypeptidase N catalytic chain
Exons: 1
Coding region: 1-1449 (482 amino acids)
Biological process (GO): proteolysis
Molecular function (GO): metallocarboxypeptidase activity; zinc ion binding
Source: RefSeq, a predicted model, not a curated record